GGCGCUAGGGGAGCCCCUGAGGUCCAGGAGAGGACUUAGGAGAAGGGCAUGGGUCUGCGGGGACCAGGUAAGAGCAGCUUUUGUAAGGGGGCGAGUCGUAGGGAGAAGGUGGCAGACACCACGGGCCGGGCACAGCUUGAGCACAGGUGAGUCAGUGGGACCAGACCGAAGUGUGUCCCAGCCCCAGGGGAGGAGAUAAGCUGGGAACAGGAAGGAAUUAGGAAGCAGGGGAGGCCGAACAGGCUUGAAUGCUGUCUUAGCAUGGAAACCCCAGAAGCAUACCAAGAAACAAGGCUUCGAGAGCCAACUCCAGGGUAGGGGCGCACACGCCCACCACCAUGGGCAGCUGCAGGCAGUCCUGCUGCGGAAGCUGGGAGAGCCGGCUGGGACCCACACCUGCGUCGUCCCACCUGAGGGGCGAGGGAUGUGUAUCCACCAGCUCCUGGGGGACAGUAAAUCCCUGCACCUCCUGCGGAGUCCGGGAGCGUGCCGGGCACAACGUGGGCCACGUCCUCGGGGCAGGAGGUGGUUGGGGCACAGACGCUCCACCCAACACACUCAGGCCCGGGCCUUGCCUCUGAGUCUCUGACCCGGAAAGAGGGCCACGCAGGGGUGUGUGUGUAUGCACGAGUGCAUGCGCACACGUGCACACGGGUGCGUGUGCUAUCAGGACACCAGGACAGACAGAUGACCGCGGUGCUGGGAGCCCCGCAGCUUCGACUGGGGCAGGGGAGGUCCAGCGGGUGAGGAUCUGACUGCUCCCCGAGGGAGGAGCUGGGGGUGUCCCUGAAGGCCAUUGUGGGGUACCCUGCUCUGCUAACUCCCCAAGCGCUGUCCCCUUAAGGAGGGAGAUGGGGGGACCAGCUGAGCAGAGGAAGCCAUGAGAAUAGGACCAGGGACACCAAGACGGAGAUAUGCUGACAGCUUCCAGAGCAGCUGGGGUGGGACAGCCACACAAAGGGUCCUAGCUGACAAGGGGGACCAGAAGUGACUUGAGUCUCAAAUGGCCACAAGUGAGGCACCUUUCUCAACAUUGCCUUCCACCCAAUGAAGGAGAAGUUAGAAAGCAAGGCAUUUCAUGGACAAUGUUGGGAUGUGGGGGUCUGGGGGCAUCCCAAGGACAGAGGAGCCUGAGAUGGGCUGGGGGCGACUGUGAGGGGGUUUUAUAGGCAAGGGGUCUUGAAGGGGCCAAGCUGGGGCGGUGCCCCUGUUCCUGCUUGUGCCUCCGGGCUGUUUUAGCUGAUGGGCACCCUUUGCAUGCCUACUGUGCUCUCAGCUCCGUGGGCGGGGGCAGGUGAGCAGCACCCCCAGGACGUACGCCACACAGGCUGCAAAGCUCAGAGCUGCCGGCUCUGGAAGGUCGUGGGAGGACAUCCAAGGCGAGGCUGGGGCUCAUCACAGAAGCCGCAAGGGGUCCCUGGGCCGUGGGCGCUGUUUCAGGUGAACCUCAGGAUCCCUCUCGUCCAGAGACUGGAAGGGUGGAGGGGCUGCUGCAGCACAGCCGGAAACAACUGGGCUGCAAAGAACCGCAGCCCCUCCUGCCAGGGGCAGGUGUGCCGAGUUUAACCCUUCCAUGGGCUGCAGGGCAGGAGUCAAGGCAGGCCCCCGAUGGGAUUUCUGAGUCAUUCUGCCCCGAGCUUCGACUUGUGGGUGGGUGGGAAGGGAGGUCCCUUGGGGCUGUGGCUGUGUGAUGGGCCAACAGACACACAUGUCACCCCACUGUGGGAAGGGGCCGAGCAGCUGCAGGGUGGAGAUCACUGCGGGACAGGCCCCUCUCUCAAGCUGGGAAGAAUUUUUCUCCAUGCCACACUCAGAGGCUGCAGUUCCCUAAAAGUUCCCCCACCUGAGCCCUUUUCUCCUUGGGUCCCUCCCUCAUGGGCACAGAUCACCAGUACAGGAAAAACCACCCUGUGGGGUUUGGGUUUUCCAGUUCUGGCUCCCCCCUCCUUGAGUGUGAAGCUAUAGCCCCUGCCUUGGGGUCCUCGGCUUCCCCUGCAAGGCCUCCUCAGUCCCCCUGCUGCUGAUGGGACCCAGACUGGGACCCUGACAGACACCCUGGGACCGGAAGUCAGGGCAGAGGGUGCAGAUCGAGGAGGGAGGGAGGUUUUGGAAUCCAGAUAAUAAUUAAUUGAGGACAUUUGUAGAUUGCUUUGCAAUCCACAAAAUCCUUUAUAGCAUUCACGGAAGUAGGGAACAGAACCAGCCCAUUUUACAGCCGAGAAAACUGAGGCCAAGCGACUCCCCUGAGAUCAAAGGUCUCUGGCUCCAAAUCCAGGCCUCUUUCUACCCCAUCAGUUGACUGAAGUCACUGGGCUUGGGUUUGGGGAGGGCAGGACUGAUAAAGCAGCUCUGGAGGGAGGGGACAGCGAGGAGGCCUCGGGGAUUCAGAUCGGGGCCGUGUCCCAGGCAAAGAUGAAACCGGCCCAAAGACGGCCCGGCCAGUGUCUGGCUGCUGAGCCCAGCUGGGUGGGAGCGAUGAGGGUUCUGUAUAUCCGGCAACCCCUUCCCCACCUUCCCAACAUCCUGCUCCCCUCCACUCCUUAAAAUGAUGCUUAACUGCAAACAGUACAGCCCAGGUCACCAGAAGCCUCUGUGGGUCUCCCUGCCCAGCCCAUGUGAGGGUGUCACUGGCCUCCAGCUCAGGGGUCUCUCAAGCUCAUCUCAUCCAGCCCCCUGACUUCAAACUGACCUGCCCACCCUUGGUUCAAACAGAGGGGGUGCUUCCUACAUUUCAGCAAUACUAUCACUGACGCUCACCGGGAGCCCCCUUGCUAAGCCCCUUACAUACUGGUCUCAUCUACUCUUCAUACCACCCUAUGAGGAAGGAGCUGUUAUCCCCAUUUAACAUAUGGGGAAAGCAAUGCCCAGAGAGGUUGGGACGUGCCCAGCAGUGGUAUGGCUGGAUGUGAACCCAGUCUGGCCUCACUUGGCCCCCACGGUGUUUAACCCCUGUGCAGCAGGAGUUCUUUGCAGAGUUCUUCUCCCUGACCCACUGCUCCGUCCAAUCCUCUUCCUACGGAAAUUCUUCAGUUUCUCCAAUUUUGUGGACGAACGGUGUUCAGAGACGAAGCUGGAUGCAGGAGUUUGCGCCCGCCAAGCGUGGCCUCAGGUGGGCCCACUGCCUAACCCGCCAGCCCAGCCUCCAGGCCAGUCCCAGACUGCCUGCCUCCCGGCGUCCCCAGCCCUGUCCCUGCUCCAUUUCAGAGCAUCACCUCCUCUUUCCUACCUUCCACGGCCCCACUACCCCGCAGACCCUGCUGGGCAGGCUUGGGUCAAGAGAGUCCUGGACCAAGUAUAGUUUUCAAAGCUCUCGGUGUGUUGAAAACACCAAUGAGAUCAUCAUUUGGAAAUAACUCCAGAGACCACCUUUGGCCACCAGGCUGCCACCCACCCCCUCUGCCCCUCCAAGGGGUCCAGGACAGAUGCCUGCUGCCCAGCCUCAUUGCCCACUGGUCCAAGGCAGGUGGGGGCAGAAGCAGCGUGCUCCUGCCUCUCUUGCUUUCAUUACUGGGGUUUCGGGGGAAGGAGAAGACGGUAAUCUGGUCCCUUCUCGGGGUCUGUACCAUCUCUAGAACAUGCAGCUAGGACAGAUCUGGGCCAGGAAACAAGGGCAGUGCACGGGCCCGGUGAGCUGGGCACCAUCCCACACUUCCUGAGCAACCCCACUGGGCUGAGACCCAUUGCCUGGGACCUGCUGCCCUCUCUGCCCUGAGUGGAUAAAGAUAAGUGUUCCAGGUGCCACCUACAUCCCCACACAGAAGGCAGAGACACUGCCCCUGGCCUGCCCUGGGCAGCGACCCUGAGAGCCCAGGCCAUAGCUAAGGGGGGCAGUGGGGAAGGAACAGAAGCUUCAGAUCAGGGGGCUGCCCUCAAGGAAAGGGGUGGAAUCUGGGGAGGGCGCAGGGGAGAGUGGGUGAUGCAGAGUCUUAGAGCAGAAACACAGCCUGGGGAGUGGGCGUCGGCCACUUGUGUGACCACGCCUACCAGGGCGCCUGCAGGGCGUGGUCAGGGCAACAAGCAGCCACAGAGAGGAGCAGUUCCAUGGCUGGGGGCUGGGGGCUGGUGCUGGGAGAUGGGAUGGCGCGAUCUGGGGAAGCAGCAAUUGGACAGACACCCUUCUGUGAGCUGGGUCCCAGGAAGAGCCUCAAAGGAAAUGAGCCUCCAGAGAAUUCGUUGAGCCCAGACCACCAGGAGCCUAAGGGUAGAUCGGGGUGGGGGAGAGGCAGGAGCAGGCUCUGGGGGGCCCAUGAUUUUGAACCCCAAAUGGGGGCAUAUGCUGGUCUGAUUGGGUCCAGAAGAAUUACAAUGAGGCCUGUCCUGAGCACAGUGCCCUGGAGGGGACCGGAGCUGCUCCUUGCUUUGUUCUUUUGAAAAUCGUGGUAAAACACACACAAUAUAAAACUUACCAUUUCAUCCGAUUCAACAUAUUAAAUACACUCACGGUGCUGUGCAACCAUCACCUCUAUCCAGUUCCAGAACCUUUUCAUCACCCUAAUGAAACCCCGGACGCAUUGAGCAGUCACUCCCCAUCCCCCCCUCCCCCAGCCUCCAGCCCCCACCAACCUGCUUUCUGUCUCUACGAUUUGCCUAUUCAGGAAAUUUCAUAAAAGUGGAGUCAUGUGAUAUUUGUCCUUUUGUGUCUGGCUUCUUUCCGCUGCUUCAUGUUUUCAAGGUUCCUCCACAUUGUACUGUGCAUCAGAACUUCACUCCUUCGUAGGGCAGAAUGAUACUCCAUUGUACGGGUAGACUACACGUUCUUUAUCCGUUCAUCAGCUGAAGGACAUUUGGGUUCUUUUCAUCUAUUCCAAGUUAUUGUGAAGAGUGCUGCUACAAACAUUCAAGUACAAGUUUUUGUUUGAACACCUGUUUUCCAUUCUUUUGGGUAUAUGCCCAGGAGUGGAAUUGCUGGGUCACAUGGUGACUUUCUGUUUAACUUAUCAAGGAACGGCCAAGUGUUUUCCACAGUGACUGUACCAUUUACAAUAUUCCCACCAGCAACAUACGAGAAUCCCAAUUGCUCCGUAUCCGUGCCCAAACCUGUUAUUAUCUGUUUUAUUUUAUUUUUUUUUAUAAUACUACCCCAGUAGCUGUCUUAGUCUUUGGUUUUUUAAAAGACCCAGAGACUUCUCCGGUGGCACAGUGGUUAAGAAUCCGCCUGCCAAUGCAGGAGACACGGGUUCGAGCCCUGGUCCGGGAAGAUCCCACAUGCCGCGGAGCAACUAAGCCCGUGGGCCACAACUAUUGAAGCCCGCGUGCCGCAACUACUGAAGCCCACGCUCCUAGAGCCCGUGCUCCGCAACCAGAGAAGCCACUGCAAUGAGAAGCCGGCUCACCGCAACGAAGAGUAGCCCCUGCUCGCCACAACUAGCGAAAGCCCACGCACAGCAACGAAGACAAAAAAAAGAACAGGGCCUAGAGUCUCCUGGACGUGGUGGAGCUGUCCUUGGAGGUAGGGCCUGAAGGACAAGAACGAGCAGCGGGUGAGGCCUUGGGCCAGAGAUCAGAGCUGCAGUCAAGCCGUCAGGGAGACGGGCAGGCCCUAGGCAGUUCCCUGGACAGGGCAAGACCUAAGGGUCAUGUCCAGUGUGAGAGCUGGAUCUGGGAACCGGGGCUGGGGCCCAUGGGGUGGCUUCUCUGAGCCUCGGUUUACACAUCCGUGAAGUGGGGGUAUUCAGGUAAGUUUAAGCUGCCAUAACAAAGAGACUCAGAAUAAGCCAGUGGCUUAAGGAAGAUAAUGUAUCUAACAGUCCACGGUGAGCCUCCCAUGCUCCAUGCAGACAUCCAGGGACCUGGCUCCUUUCGCUCCCUUUCUCCCCAUCCCUUAGGACAACGCCCUCCUCUCCAUAGCCAGUGGCCUGUCCAUGACUGAUUUGUAAGAAAAGGAAAGGGAUGGACGAGGAGCCCCACAGUCUCUGUCUGGGUCCCCGAGGGACUCACAUCAUUUCUGCUCAAUUCCAUUGGUGAGAAAUGGCCACGUGGCCAUUCCUAGGUCCAGGGGAGUCUGGGAAUAAAACUCCAGUCAUGUGCCUGCCCAAAGGGGCGUGAUUUAAAAGACAGCUCGCAGCCCCGUGCUGGAUGGGUGUAGUAAUACCUCCUUGCAGGGUGCUGUGAGUACAGGUAAAGAACCUGGCACUUAGUAAGAAUUCAAUAAAAGUACACAGUAUCACUGAGGUCAGGGCUCCCAGGGGCCUUGGAAACUCUCUGGUCUAAUGUCCUCAUUUCUCAGGCACAGAGAGGAGAGGCCUCUGCCCGGGUUGCCCCGUGCGUAAAGGGCAAGGUGGCUCCAGCAUCCUGUCUGGGGUCCUCAACCCCAUCCUCUCGCCUCUUGUUUCAAAUUCGCUGGUCCAGCUCCACUGGGAGCCAGGCAGAGUAGGGGGGCCCAGAUGACCUCUGCACCCAGAGGCAGGGCUGGGGGACAGGAUUCCGAGAGGCUGCACGGCUUUGUGACUCCAUAGGUGUGGCCCUGGUUUCCUGGACGGAAGACAAAGCUUCCGCUCUGUGACUGAGGGCCACACCCAGCCCCCAGAGGGGGCAGCGGGCUGUGGGCAGCUGCCACACGGGACGCGGCAGUAGGUACCUGAGGAGCAUGGCGUGCCCGGGCUUCCUCCUCUUUCUAUUCCUCUUCCUCUUUGCCAGCACCGUGGCCCGGGGGGAGCGUGCUGUGGUCCACGUGGUGUCAGACAACUGGAGCAAGGACUACUGCGUCCUGUUCCGCUCCGACUAUGUCACCCUGCCCCGGGACCUACACCACGCCCCACUCCUGCCCCUGUAUGAUGGUACCCAUGCACCCUGGUGCCCAGGCGAGGACUCCCCCCACCAGGCCCACCCCGGCUCCCCCAGCCAGCGGCCCCUCCGCCAGACCACCGCCAUGGUCAUGAGGGGUAACUGCAGCUUCUACGCCAAAGGCUGGCUGGCUCAGGCCCGAGGAGCCCACGGGCUGCUCAUCGUGAGCCAGGUCAGCAGCCGACAGCGCUCAGACAGCACCCCGGCCACCCAGGACCGCCACAAGCCCCUGCCAGACCUCACCAUCCCCGUGGCCGUGCUCCGCUACACCGACAUGCUCGACGUCCUGAGCUACACCCAUGGCAGCACCGGGGUCCGCGUGGCCUUGUACGCACCCCCAGAGCCCAUCCUUGACUACGACAUGGUGGUCAUCUUCAUCCUGGCUGUAGGCACCGUGGCCGUGGGCGGCUACUGGGCCGGAGUGACCGAGGCUCACCGGCUGCGGCGGCACCUGGCCCAAGGGGGAGGGGGGCCUGGCGGUCAGAAUCAGCAGGAAGCAGUGGCAGCCCAGCAGGGGCACAAGCAAGAAGACGCAGCAGUGGACUUCACGCCGGCCAUGACGGGCGCAGUGGUCGCCGUGUCCUCCUCCAACAUGCUGCUGCUCUACUUCUUCUACGACUGUUUUGUCUACGUCCAGAUCGCCAUCUUCGGCCUGGGUGCCAGCACCGGCCUCUACAGCUGCCUGGUGUCCGUGGUGCCGCGAUACCGGUGGCUCCUGCCCGGCCGCCGGGCCUGUCUGCAGCUGCCCUUGCUGGCCGGCCUGUGCGUGGUGGUGACGGUCCUCUGGGUCGCCUACCGCAACGAGGACCGCUGGGCAUGGCUCCUGCAGGACAUGCUGGGUGUGGCCUACUGCCUUUUCAUCCUGCGGCGUGUGCGCCUGUCCACCCUCAAGAGCUGUGCCUCCCUCCUGCUGGCCCUGCUGGCCUUUGAUGUCUUCUUCGUCUUCGUCACGCCCCUGCUCACCAGGACCGGCAACAGUAUCAUGUUGGAGGUAGCCUUGGGCCCGGCAGACUCCUUGAGCCACGAGAGGCUGCCCAUGGCGCUCAAGGUGCCCCGGCUGAGCUUCUCGGCCUUGACCCUGUGUGACCAGCCCUUCUCCAUCCUUGGCUUCGGUGACAUCGUGGUCCCCGGCCUCUUGGUGGCCUACUGUCACCGCUUUGACGUGCAUAUCCGCUCGCGGCAGGUCUACUUCGUGGCCUGCACCGUGGCCUACGCUGUGGGCCUGCUGGUCACUUUUGUGGCCAUGGCACUCAUGCAGAUGGGCCAGCCUGCCCUGCUCUACCUGGUGUCCAGCACCCUGCUCACCAGCCUGGCCGUGGCUGCCUGCCGCCAAGAACUCACCCUCUUCUGGACUGGCCAGUGCAGAGCCCAGACCCCCGCCCGGCUGGUGCCAGGGCUCUGCGGUGCCCCUUCAGUUGGCUCUGAGCAGAAGCAGGAGCACGCAGCAGAUGUCCACAGAGCCAGCGAGCUUGCGGGGGCCACUGAGCACCUGGCAGGGAACUUAGACGGCGGCCUUGGGAAGGACACGGCUGAGAUUGUCACCAUAUCUGAGGAUGAAGCCACCAGUCCUGAAGGCCACAGUGACAGCUCUGAGGGCUGGAGUGAUGCCAUCCUGGAGGCUGAUGAGCUGCCCUGUACCCACCCUGCGGCCUCAGAGGAGCUGACACCACUGAUGCCACUCAUGCCGCCGCCCUCGGAGCUGGGCCACACCCACGCCCAGGCCCAGGCCCACGAUGCUGGCCUGCCCCGGACAGGGCUCCACAAGAAGAAGGGCCUGGAGGUAAAGAAGAGCAUGUCGACCCAGGCUCCUUUGUGAACCGGGGGC
Globicephala melas (long-finned pilot whale) is the source of this 8608-nucleotide messenger RNA. It is a transcript of the gene SPPL2C, whose product is annotated as signal peptide peptidase like 2C. The record is from RefSeq and is a predicted model, not a curated record. NCBI's taxonomy places the organism in Eukaryota, Metazoa, Chordata, Mammalia, Artiodactyla, Delphinidae. Gene Ontology annotation, molecular function: aspartic endopeptidase activity, intramembrane cleaving. Gene Ontology annotation, cellular component: cytoplasmic side of endoplasmic reticulum membrane; lysosomal membrane; Golgi-associated vesicle membrane. Gene Ontology annotation, biological process: membrane protein proteolysis.